Messenger RNA from Amoebophrya sp. A25, 1801 nucleotides. The record is from the annotation of a GenBank genome assembly. NCBI's taxonomy places the organism in Eukaryota, Dinophyceae, Syndiniales, Amoebophryaceae.
AGCGUCCGCAAAUUCUAGAGUCGUGGGAGCGGGGGAGCGAUAUUCAGUGCGCUUGUCAUCAUCUUCGGCAUCGACGUCAUCAAAGAGAAACUCAAACGGUGCGACGACGAUUUCUCCGGGACGCAUCCGGGAGUGGGAGGCUGCGUGCCUGAAAAGCGACCUGAAUAGGGACUUUGCAAAGAUUGGUAAAUCUAAACCGGGUUCAUGGUUGGCGGAGCACGAAGAGGCAGGGCAAACGGUGAAGACCUUCGUGCAGAGGACAGCGGGGAUGUUUGCGCGUCCGACGGCGACGACAAGCGCUCUGUACUUGCAGCCGCUUGGGAGUGUAGAGUUUUGCGGGAUGAAAAAGGCGCGAAGGUCGUCAUCUGGUAGUGCGUCGACACGGGGUUCUGCGCGAGAGGGAAAGGACAAAACAAGUGACAGUGAGGACGCCUUCGCUGCAAAAAAAUGUCCUACUGAAACAUGCGAAUCGAAAGCGGAUGUGAAGCAGCAAAUCGCAGAGUCUGUGGGGUCCUCUCAAGUGGCACUGCAAGUCAAGACGUUGCCUCGCUCGCUUCAGCAAGAGUUCGAAUGUGACCCUCGUGACGAAAAGUUUUUUCUAUCGCAAAUGCGCCAUCUAACCAAUCAGGAUAGCGAGUUCCUACGUCUGCUUGAAGGUUUCCUUAGCGCUUUCUUUCCUGGUAUGCGGAUACGCAUUCUCCCGUAUCGAACUCUCGAUAUCGAGUCGCCCGUCCGGCCUGUGGGAACUAAAGCCACUUCGGCAGAGGGUGUGAAUAUUUCAGCGAGCAGAGGCGCUUCCACUCGUAGAAAACGAGAUACUUCCGACCCGAGUACAACUAAGGAGAAGUCCUCUGGGGUAACUAGUAUAGUCCAGUCCCGAUUCGAGCAUUUGGGACAGCAUCAAUUACACGGAGGCGACAUCAUCCAUAAGGCCCUUCCGAAGUGGCGGCUGCCUUUGCGUGACGCAUAUGCUUUCUUAGGAAUGACUUUCGAAGAUCUGUAUCCGAGAGACGAGUGGAAUUUCUGUUUUGGUGUAGCGGAAAUGCUGGGGCGAAACGGCGUUUUUUCCUUCAAUCGCUACACAAGCCGUAGGAUGGAGAGCGACGAGGCUUCUUCAUCUGAUAUUUGUGCACUUGACAGAAGUAGAAAAGAUGCUGAAGGUGAGGAGCAAGCUGCAAUCGGGAAGCCCGCUUCGCCAACAUCAGAAGCUGCUAGCUUGGGUGCAAAGAAAGCCAUCGUUUCUCGCGCGCGUCUGCUAAAGCGAGCGGCAAAGGUGAUGGCGCAUGAGCUCUGCCACUGUUUCGGCAUGAAACACUGCAUCUUUUUUAACUGUCUAAUGCAGGGUAGCAACAGUGGCCCCGAGGCAGAACGCAAGCCACACUUUCUUUGUCCUGUGUGUCUCACAAAACUGUUUUACUCGUUGGAGUUCUCUGCCGUGGACAGGUAUCGGCGGCUGCAGCAGUGGGUCGACACAGUGAUCGAAACUCAACCCAGUACUCUGGAUAAAGAGAUGUACCAAUUCGUGUUUGGAAAUUGGUCAAAAUGGUACGCCCGGAGAAUCGAAUCAACUGCACAGGCUUUGGGCGGAUCUUCAUCGUCCAAUGAACAGUGAUCAACAUCAUGCACAGCUGUACGUAGCGAAUUGCACAUAUUGCUCGCAUUUCUUGAACAAGCCGUAAUAGAGGUUUUGUCAGCUGCUUAAUAAGGACUUUCAUGAUCCUCGUCCCUGUUGUCGAAGCGCGAACGAAGAACUUUAGAAGGACAAUUCUUUUUAUGUUUCGGUCAUGAAGGGACGUGCUCA